AGGCAUCCCGUUCACUCGGGGGGUAAGAGUUUAAAUAAGAGGUAGCCAGCUGCCGUUCCCUCGCAGCGCAGACCCUCGCCGGAGAGUCACUGCUGACAGUUGGAGGCCGGAGUCUGGAUUAUCAUAACAUCGCAGCGACAAGAGGAGCAAAAGAGCACGUGUAACUACAGGAGAGAUGUUUUUUGUGGCUGGGGCCAAAAAUGCUGCAGCUUCGGGGAGGGGAAAUGAAAGGAGCAGGUCAAUUUAUCAGAAAUUUCGCGAGGUGGACUCUUUUCUGGACAAGAAGAAGACGGUGACGGCUCUAAAGCCGGGAGAAGAUCGGGCCAUUCUUCUGGGACUCGCGAUGAUUCUGUCUUCGGCCAUGAUGUAUUUUGUCCUGGGUAUCACCAUAAUACGCUCCUAUGCGGACAGCGUGUGGACGGAGGAGGGGGUGUGUGUCGUGCUCAACUCCACGGUCACAGCAGAUGUGAACUGUUCCUACAGCUGUGGGUCAGACUGCUGGAGAGUGUCCAAAUACCCUUGUCUGCAGGUCUACGUGAGUGUCAAUGACACGGACCGUGUCAGUCGUUUGUCACACAACGAAGAGACGGAGGACGCCAGCUCCGAAUGCGUGUACGUGCCCCGGUGCCAGAAGGACAGCGCGGCCAUGUACGCAAUCAUCGCAAACAUUUCCGAACAUCUGAAGGUGAACCAGCAGGUCCCCUGUUACUAUGACCCAAGCGAGCAGCAAGAGACCGUCCUCCUGACCCGGCUCUACGACCACAGCGUCGUCUUCCACUCGCUGCUCUGGCCCUCGUGCACACUCACCGUCGGGGCCCUCAUCAUUGUGAUGGUCAAGCUCACGCAGUACCUCUCGAGACUUUGCGAGGAAAUCGGGAAGAUCAAGAGGUGAAUUCCGCGCCGCACCUGGGAAACGCAGGCACGCGGUGGUCAGAUGAUGGACGUCUGAAAUGGAAAAUAAGAUAGUUUAAACCAGAUGAACUUGCCCUGACCUCUUCCACGUUUUCCUCCUGGGCUGAGACACUUAAGAGAAAGCAGCAAACGUCCGGAUGUUUAUAAAAGUGAACAAAAUGUUCCAAGGUGGAAACUGUUUGAUAUGUCACUGGCUGUUGCUGGGGAUACGAGAACUGUAUUUUCCAUGGUGUUAAGCAUUUGAUAAGAGUUGUGGUUUACAAGCAUUUGGUAUACUUUAGCGUGCCAUGAGCAUGUCUUUCAUGUCACAAUGAGAGAGGACAAUAUUUAUGGGUUCAAAACUUAUCCAUUUCUGGCUUAUGAUGUUGAGAAAUGUUCCCAUUUUUAUAUCUAAUUAAAUGAGGGGCCAAAUAAAAUGUGAUACAUCUGUGCCCAUGAUUCACAUAACCUGACAUGAUUCAUUUAAUAAGAAAAUGAGAACAUUUAGAGGACAAAAUUCAAAAUUCAGAGGACAAUACUGAUCAAUUUCUGGCUUAUGCUGUUGAGAAAUGUUCCCAUUUUUAUUACUAAUUAAAUGAGGGGCCAAAUAAAUGUGUGAUGUAUCUGUGUCCAUGCUUUACAUAACCCAACAUGACUCAUUUAAUAACAAACUGAGAAGUUUUAACUAUCAAAGGUUUGACAUUAAAGAUUUACAUAAGAAGAUUGUUUUUCUCCUUA
Menidia menidia (Atlantic silverside) is the source of this 1629-nucleotide messenger RNA. The record is from the annotation of a GenBank genome assembly. Lineage: Eukaryota; Metazoa; Chordata; Actinopteri; Atheriniformes; Atherinopsidae.